This is a messenger RNA of Rubroshorea leprosula, 1228 nucleotides long. NCBI's taxonomy places the organism in Eukaryota, Viridiplantae, Streptophyta, Magnoliopsida, Malvales, Dipterocarpaceae. The record is from the annotation of a GenBank genome assembly.
AGAUUUUCAUCUUCUAAAAAUUACGAUCUGCUAUCUUCCAAGAAAGGAUUAACAUCAACUGAUAAACAAAUUAAUAUCCGGUAUAUUGCUGAUCUUUAUUAAUCUCGCUCUCCUUCUCCGAUUUCUCCGUCUCGAACGUAAAGUUGUCCGGCAGAUGGGAUGUGAACUUUACAGUGUAUAACUAUAACCUCAAUUUUGCCUCGGGGAUUUCCUUGGAAGAAAUUGAGAAUUUCGUUUUCUAAACAAAAGAUGACGCUCUUUCAGUGAUGGUGGCGGAGGGUUUUCUAUUGAGGUCGAGGGAAGAGAAGAGUCUCCGUCCGUCUGAAAUUUGCGACGACCGUACGGGAAGGUGAUCAGCCGUUGGUUAAAAAUUAAGAAAGAAAUCAAAAUGGCAUUUUGGCAAUUCAAAGAGUACUCAAGCAUCAUACAAGUUGUUCUCAUCCUGCUCGGCACCGUGGCCGGAACAAUCAUCCUUGCCAUUGGAAUCACCAUGACGAUCAAGUACGCACCACAGACACAACAGCAGCCUCUCCUGCUUAAAAUCCUAUCUUUCUCCGCGUCCAAUCUCAACGUUUCUGACUCCUUAACCGCCUCGUCUUGGGAGACAACCUUGCUCUUCGCCAACCGAGACACCGUUCUGGAGAUAUUUAUGGAAAGCUUCGAAACGUUGCUGUACUACAAUCAUAGCCAUCCCAUCUCCUGCGCCGUUGUGAAGCCGAUACACCUGGGGCCGUGGCGGCAGAGGGUUGUGCAGGCGGAGUUUAACGGGACGCAGUGUGGGGAGGAGCAGCCUUUCGUUGACGAGAAGGUGUUUGAGGAGUUAAGGAGGGAUGAGGAGGAAGGAAAGGUGAGGUUUCGUAUGGGCAUGACGUUGAAGGUGUUGUAUCGGACGGGGAUUUUGUCGUGGGAUUAUGAGUUGAAACCCAAGUGUCCCGACUUGGAGGUGAAGCUUGUGGGUGCCACCGGGUCGGGUGAAGUCGCUCGUGGUCGGCGGCCUUGGAUCUGCUCGGUACCGUUGCUCAAGUAAUCGUGAAUAUCCUAGUAUUUCAUAAAAAAUUUUGUUAUUGGAACUUAAUUUCUUUUUUUUUUUAAUUAACUUAUUCUAGCAAUUUCUUUAUACUUUGUCUUGUGCAUAAUUUUUGGCUUUAUUGAUUGAUUAAUGGAUAUAAAAAUUGUGUUUUUAACUUAUUCUUUUACAGAUUAUGUUAAAUAAAAAAUUUCACCUUGA